Messenger RNA from Malassezia japonica, 1794 nucleotides. It is a transcript of the gene PGS1, whose product is annotated as CDP-diacylglycerol--glycerol-3-phosphate 1-phosphatidyltransferase. NCBI's taxonomy places the organism in Eukaryota, Fungi, Basidiomycota, Malasseziomycetes, Malasseziales, Malasseziaceae. The record is from RefSeq and is a predicted model, not a curated record. Gene Ontology annotation, cellular component: mitochondrion. Gene Ontology annotation, molecular function: CDP-diacylglycerol-glycerol-3-phosphate 3-phosphatidyltransferase activity. The coding region runs from base 1 to 1794 and encodes 597 amino acids. Gene Ontology annotation, biological process: cardiolipin biosynthetic process. The transcript has a single exon.
AUGUCGCGCAUCGUGCGUUGGCGUGCGCCUGCCCUGCUUGCCGGGGUGCGGUGCAGGCCGCUGGUGUCUCUCCGGCAAGCCCCUUUCCGUGCGACGUCUACUGAUGCGUCGUCGUGGCCUAGCCUCGCCCCAAUGCCUGCCGGUGAGCCCCACCGGCUGAGUGCUCUGGUAGCCGAGAAGCUGCGCCUGCCGCGCUUUGCCGCGAGCUCGGCGUCGGUGCUGCGUAUCGAGACGCCUAGGCAGUUUUACGGUUUGCUCAAGACCAAGAUUUUGCAGGCCAAGCACCGCAUCUUUCUGUCGACCCUGUAUGUGGGCAAGGAGGAGCGCGAGCUCGCGCGCUACCUCUUCGAGGCGCUCUCCAAGCGCCCCGAGCUCCAAGUAACGAUCCUCAUGGACGCGAUGCGUGCGACGCGCGAGAGCCCGCGCCACGUGUCGAGCGCGUCGCUCUUGGUGCACCUUGCGGCGAUGUUUCCCGACCAGGUCGACAUCCGCCUGUACGCCACGCCCAUCCUGCGCCCCAACUCGCUGAAAGCGCGCAUGAUCGGCAAGCGCUUCAAUGAGGGCUUUGGGCUGCAGCACAUGAAGAUCUAUGGCUUCGAUGACGACGUGAUUAUCAGCGGCGCCAACCUCUCUCGCGACUACUUUACGCGCCGCAAGGACCGCUACAUGAUGGUGCGCAGCCACGCGUUCCUCGCCGACUACCUGCACUCGCUCAUCCUACUAAUCAGCCGCUUCAGCUACGCGCUGCGCUACCGCGGCGACGCACAGGAGCUCGCGGCGAUGAAGAACGUGCUGCCGACGCUCGACGACGACGCGGACGAGGUCACGGCGCUGUGCCAGAGCCCGUUUGACCUCGAGUGGGACGGCGGCGGAAAUUUGCUCGCGGCCGAGGACACCGACGGGACCGUCUCCGCCACCGGCCUCUGGCCCGAGUGGCACACCUUUCCCGAGCGCAACUGGGCCGAGCCGGCGGCCAAAGCCCUCGACGAGUUCACCGAGCGCUGGUACGAGCGCACGCAGAACACGCAUUCCGCGCCGCCGCAGCACGCACCUCCGGAGAAGGUCGAUACCUACUUUGUGCCGCUUUUGCAGAUGGGGCAGCUCAAGGUGACGCAAGAGGCGCAAAUGAUACCCUACCUGGGCCAGUACCUCGGUGCGCUGCGCGCAGAGCCGCCCACACCGGACGGGCGGCCGUACGCCACGGUCGACAUCACGUCCGGCUACUUCAGCCUGGCGGGCGUGUACAAGUCGCUGGUCCUCUCCCAGGAGCUGCACAGCGCCGCGGCGCAGCCGGGGCGCGUGCCGGUGGCCUUUCGCCUGGUCGCCGCAUCGCCAGAGGCGAACGGCUUCUUUGGCAGCAAGGGCGUGAGCGGCCGCAUUCCGGGCGCGUACACCUAUCUCGAAAAGCAGUUCUGGGAGCAGGUCGUGGACCGCGGCCUGGACAAGCCGCUCCCGGGCCAGGACACGCCGACCGUCGAGCUACGCGAGUGGCGCAAGUACGGAUGGACCUACCACCAAAAGGGCGUGUGGAUCACGCCGCCGGGCACUCCGCUGCCGACCACGACGCUGAUCGGCUCGUCAAACUACGGCGCCCGCUCCGAAAAGUUUGACCUGGAGUGCUCCCUGCUGAUGACGACGGACUCGCUGGCGCUGCGCAAGCUCUUGGCCAACGAAGUGGAAGAUUUGCGCGACGAUGCCCGUGAUCUCAUGGACAUGAAGGCCUUUGACGCCAAGGACCGCCGAGUGGAUAGUAUCACGCGCUUCCUGACGCGCCUCGUCAAAUACAUGCUGUAG